Messenger RNA from Medicago truncatula (barrel medic), 498 nucleotides. Its product is annotated as histone H4. Gene Ontology annotation, cellular component: nucleosome. Gene Ontology annotation, molecular function: structural constituent of chromatin; protein heterodimerization activity; DNA binding. The record is from RefSeq and is a predicted model, not a curated record. Bases 84 to 395 code for a protein of 103 amino acids. The transcript has a single exon. NCBI's taxonomy places the organism in Eukaryota, Viridiplantae, Streptophyta, Magnoliopsida, Fabales, Fabaceae.
CACUCUUCAUUUGCACACAUUCAAAAUCAAAUCUCAAACCCUAAUUUCCCAAAUUCUUCAAUUUCUCAAAUUUUCAUUCAAAAAUGUCUGGUCGUGGAAAGGGAGGUAAAGGAUUAGGAAAGGGGGGUGCAAAGAGACAUCGCAAGGUUCUCCGUGACAACAUCCAAGGAAUCACAAAGCCAGCGAUUCGUCGAUUGGCGAGAAGAGGAGGUGUGAAAAGAAUCAGUGGAUUGAUCUAUGAGGAAACAAGAGGUGUGUUGAAGAUCUUCUUGGAGAAUGUUAUAAGAGAUGCUGUUACUUACACUGAGCAUGCGAGGAGGAAAACUGUGACUGCUAUGGAUGUUGUUUACGCGCUUAAGAGACAAGGAAGAACCCUCUAUGGUUUCGGUGGUUGAAGAUGAUGAAGUUUUUUGUGUAAUUGUUAUGGGUUUUUCUUUGUAAGUUUUAACAAGAUUGAAAUUGAAUGAAAUGCUCUUUCUUGGUGAAUUAUGAUUUUAA